Durusdinium trenchii is the source of this 516-nucleotide messenger RNA. The record is from the annotation of a GenBank genome assembly. Lineage: Eukaryota; Dinophyceae; Suessiales; Symbiodiniaceae.
AUGAAAUUCGAUCUGUCAAACCCCCCGAAAGGUUUUGCUAGGUGCAGUGUGUCGCAACUAGUUGCCGCAGAUAAGAUGGUUUUCCAAGUGAUGAUCGAGAAAGGCGUAAAGCCAAAGAGGUCAACUGGUGGGGAUUGUGCCAUGGACACCGAACUCCUAGAGGCCUUACACUCAUAUCAAGUUUCCUUCGGACUCAUGCCAUUGCCUGCCAAAGCUGAGAAGGAAAAAGAGAAGGAGAAGAAAAAAACAGAAGUGCCCAAGAACGCCUUCGACAAGAACGCAAAAGGCAAAGGUAAAGGAAAAGGAAAGGCUGGAGUCCGGCAGAGGUUCUUCAAGAUUCCGCAAGCGAUUUACCAGAAAGGCGGAGUUGCCGAGACGCCAGCAGGUGAAGCGAUCUGCUUCUCAUACAAUUUGAGUCAUUGUGCCAACGGACCCGAUGGCGGUUCGUGCGCCAAGGGAAAGCAUGUUUGCUGCAAGUGUUUUGGCGCGCAUGGCAUAAAAGAUCAUGGCUCCUGA